Molecule: messenger RNA, 321 nt
Organism: Ornithodoros turicata
Lineage: Eukaryota; Metazoa; Arthropoda; Arachnida; Ixodida; Argasidae
Product: Y-box factor homolog
Exons: 1
Coding region: 1-321 (106 amino acids)
Biological process (GO): regulation of gene expression
Cellular component (GO): nucleus
Molecular function (GO): nucleic acid binding
Source: RefSeq, a predicted model, not a curated record
AUGAGUUACUGGAUCAAGAAGCGUGUGCCCGCAGAGCACGUGCUCGGAACUGUCAAAUGGUUCAACGUUAAGGACGGCUAUGAAUUCAUCAACAGGAACAACAAUUACGAGGACGUCUUCGUUCAUCACACGGCCAUCGCUCGCAAUAAGCUACAGAGAGUAAUUCACAGCUUAGGAGAUGGAGAGAUGGUCAAACCUGUAGUCGUUCUUGGAGAGAAAGGUGGCGACGCGCCCAACGUGACCGUGCCCGUUACAGAAUCCGUUCUAGGAAAUCCGUACGAUGCUGACCGGCGUUGUUUUCACGGAGCCUUCUUCCCCUGA